AUGACUAAAGAGAAUGUAUCGAAUUUAGAAGGUGAAGACAAUGUGUCGAAUUUAGAAAGUGAAGAGAAUGUGUUUGAUUUAGAAAGCAAAGAUGAAGAAGAUACAGAACUUGCAUAUUCAUUAGUUGAAAAUCAGGCCUUCGAAUCUUGGGAAGCUGUUGAUAAGUGGUUUGAACUUUAUAGUCAAGAAAAUGGUUUUGCAUUUUGUGUAACUUAUAGUGACCAUAAUAAAGUCGAUAAAAAACUGAGACAUCGUGUAUAUUCAUAUAUAAAAAGACAGAACUAUGUUCAACACAAAGAAGCAUAUGUGCUUGAUGAGAGAAAUAAAAGUCAUAAGGCAAAAGAUUGUCCCUAUCAUUGUAAGAAGCGUGUAGAAGGUGAUGCAGGUAGUACAUAUCUGGAGCUGAUUAGAAAACAAUGCGAUGAGCCUGGUUAUUAUAUUGACACAAAAUUUGAAGGGGCAGACAAUUACUUGCUUUGUAUUGUAAUAGUUAUUGAUAAUCAUAAUUGUUCACAUUUAGUAGCAACUGUGGUUAUUUCUAAUGAGAUAAAAGAGACUUUUUUAUAG
Molecule: messenger RNA, 567 nt
Organism: Cetraspora pellucida
Lineage: Eukaryota; Fungi; Glomeromycota; Glomeromycetes; Diversisporales; Gigasporaceae
Source: the annotation of a GenBank genome assembly